AUGUCGCGCAGACUUAUCUUCAGCGCCGUUGCGCUCGCCGGUAGCUCUGUUGUGAUGUACACCAUCUAUCUUCACCGCACAUUAUCGAGCAAAAUCAAGCACAGAGCGGGAAUCGGCCUUGUCAAUGUCGAGGAUGAGAGCGACACAAAAAUCGAGUCCUUGCCUCCUGAACUGGCGAAUCCGUCCAGAUUUCAUAUCAUUCAUGAUGUGGCUUCUAAAAGCGUGCCCUCGGCAAGACUCCCGAGAUACGCAGACCCCGAUCACUUGUUGACAAAGUAUUUACGGCGGACCAUGUCAUAUUUUACCAGAUUUCCCCAGGCACUCCUCCUCCGGCUAGUGUUCAAGUCAGCUGAAGCCAAGAGGACGUUUGAUCCUUCCUUCAUUCAAACCAUGGACUUUGUUCCUGAAGACAUCGUCUGCGGAACUUAUCGAGUGGAAAUUCGGACGCCGAACAAGGUGGAGUUUGCGAUGAUACGCCCGGAAGGACUUCCUCCUAUUGAUGGAAGACUGGUGAUUAGCAUACAACCAAAGGGGGACCAGACACUGUUCGUGAGUGAAACAAUGCAAUGGCGACGCCAGGAAGAAAAUGUGGUGUUGCCGUUGGAGAUGAAGUCGAUGAAGUGGUUACACGAAUUGGCUAGUUGGUGGUUGAUUGAGUCUGGAUCACAAUGGUUGUGCGACUUGCAGGAGGAAAGUUGA
Molecule: messenger RNA, 699 nt
Organism: Rhinocladiella mackenziei CBS 650.93
Lineage: Eukaryota; Fungi; Ascomycota; Eurotiomycetes; Chaetothyriales; Herpotrichiellaceae
Exons: 1
Coding region: 1-699 (232 amino acids)
Source: RefSeq, a predicted model, not a curated record